Mirounga angustirostris (Northern elephant seal) is the source of this 11573-nucleotide messenger RNA. It is a transcript of the gene LIN52, whose product is annotated as lin-52 DREAM MuvB core complex component. Lineage: Eukaryota; Metazoa; Chordata; Mammalia; Carnivora; Phocidae. Bases 126 to 422 code for a protein of 98 amino acids. Gene Ontology annotation, cellular component: DRM complex. The transcript is spliced from 6 exons. The record is from RefSeq and is a predicted model, not a curated record. Gene Ontology annotation, biological process: regulation of DNA-templated transcription.
CUAGCAAAGAUUGCCCUAUAGGGCGGGGAAAUAAGACGGGGCUGCGAGUUGGGGAUAGGGUUUCUUUGGGGGGCGUGGCUUAGGGAUCCUUGCUUUCCCGCCGACGGUUGGCCGUCUCACGUGACAUGGGUUGGAAAAUGGCGUCUCCCACAGACGGGACAGAUCUGGAAGCAUCUUUGCUAAGUUUUGAAAAACUUGACCGUGCCUCACCAGACCUUUGGCCAGAACAAUUACCAGGUGUCGCUGAAUUUGCAGCUUCCUUUAAAAGUCCUAUUACUAGUUCUCCACCCAAAUGGAUGGCUGAAAUAGAACGUGAUGACAUUGACAUGUUGAAAGAACUGGGGAGCCUCACCACAGCUAAUUUAAUGGAGAAGGUACGAGGCCUACAGAACUUGGCCUAUCAGCUGGGGCUGGAUGAGUAGAGAGAGUGGGAGCAGGAGCACAAGCAGAGGGAGUGGGAGAGAGAGAAGCAGGCUUCCCGCGGAGCAGGGAACCUGAUGUGGGGCUCAGUCACAGGACCCUGGGAUCAUGACCUGAGCUGAAGGCAGACACUUAAUGACCGAGCUACCUAUGUGCCCCCCCAGAUAUGCAUUCUUUGUCAGUUAUAUAAAUUGUAAGUAUCUUAUCCCCCCCUAUGGCUUGCCUUUUGAUUUUCUUAAUGGUAUAUGUUAAUGAACCAGUUUGUUUUUUCCCCCCAACUUUGUGUUUUGUUAAGUUUCAAAUCUCUUUAAAAUGUUUCAAGAAUAGGGGCGCCUGGGUGGCUCAGUUGGUGAAGCAUCUGCCUUCCGCUCAGGGCAUGAUCCCAGGGUCCUGGGAUUGAGCCCUGUGUCGGGCUCCCUGCUCAGCGGGGAGCCUGCUUCUCCCUCUCCCUCUGCCUGCUGCUCUGCCUACGUAUGUGCUCUCUCAUGUGUGCUCUUUCUCCCUCUCACAAAUAAAUAAAUAACAUGUUAAAAAAAAGUUCAAGAAUAGUACAAUACUUAUAUAGCCUUCACCUGUUCACAAAUUGUUAACAUUUGUCACAUUUGCUUUAUCAUUCCACAUAUAAUUUUAAGUUUAUUGUUUUAUUCUUGAACUAUUUGAGAGCUAGCUACAGAAACCAUGACACUUCAUAAAUACUUUAGCAUUAUUUUUAAAGAAUGAAGACAUUCUCCUACAUAUCUACAGUAUAAUUUUAACACACUCAAGAAAUUUAACAUGAUACAAUACAGUUGUCUGACAUACAAUCCAUAUUCAGAUUUCUCCAAUUUAAACAGAAGUUGUGAAUUUUAGUGUAGUUCAUUUUAGCAGUAUUUUCCCUUUUUGUUAAUGCCACCCCUGUCAUUUUAGUUUGGGUUAUGAUGUCAAAGCUGUAGUAUCUUAGGAAUAAAUAUUAAAUUACUAGAUAUGUGACUUGGGCUGGCUGAAUUCUUUUCUUCCCCCACUUCUUCUCCCUCGUGGGGAUAUCAGAAUAUUAUUAUUGGUUACAUAAUAGAAAAAAUUCGAACGGUCAAAGUGAGAGUGUGUUUUCUGCAACUCACUGGUUUCCUGAUUUGAUGUGUAAGUUUUCUGACAACCUUACUGAGUGAUGAAUUUUUAAAUGUGUUAUCAUUUGUCAUGUGAAAAUCCUUAGAAAACCACUUUCCUUGAAAACCAAAGCAUCUUUAACUGUUUGUUGACUAACUUGGGCGCCAUAUGACAAAAAAACUUGCAUAAUGAACUAAUAGCCGAGUUGAUGCAUACAAUUAUUUUAGGAUUGGAAAGGAAAGAAUAAGGAAGAUUUUAGUCUCAUAUUAGUAAUUAAAACUUGCAUCACUUAAUUAUAAAAGCAGAAGACAUCUUUUCGAAUGUGUAUGGAAACCAUUAUGGUUAGUAGUAUAAGAAAUAUAGAGUAAAUUUGUAAUAUAAAAUGGAAACAACAGAUCUAAGCAAUGGAGAAUUAUAAGAAUAGAGAAAAGUUGUUUGGGUGGGUUGUGGAAACCAUAGGGAAUUAUACUCGAGCCAUUGAUUUCAGUUGGAUUAUUAAUGUCUUAUCUAAAUGCUGUGCUUAUAGACCUUACAGUUUGACCCUGAGUGAGAAAUCUACCCUGUGCAGUGGAUUAUUUUUAGAAACAGUUGAGCCUACUAGAUAGGUUUCUUUUGAGAAACAGUUUUAAACAUUAAAAAAAGAAAAGUAACUUCAUGGGGAUUGGAACUACAUGUUGUGAAAAUGAAUCCGUGUCAAAUUCCCCAGUCAACUAGAAAGAAAAACCAGCGUGAAAAAGGAAAUGCAUUGCUGUGAAGAAGCCUGAGGAAAAAGAGCUUGUUUGGGGAUCUUUGUUGCGAAGGUUUAGGAAAUCACUGAAGCACUGUACACAAUCUUUAGUGGCUUACUGUCCAGCAUAGUUUUUUUCAGUUCAUUGACCUUUUGUAGAAAUGAAUACACUGUAGCUAAUGUAAAACAUGUGAGCAAUGACUUUAAGUCCCUGUUUCAUGGUUACAAACAUGUCCCCUGGGAGAGUAGUCUGAUCAUUGGUAUCACUGUGGACAUUUUGUGAGGUUUUUGUGGGGGGGGGGGUUGUGUUUUUUUUUAAAAAAAUUUUAUUUAUUUAUUUGAGAGCGAGAGCGUGCAUCAGUUGUGGGGUGGGGGGAGAAGCAGACUCCCCGCUGAGCAGGGAGCCCAACACAGGGCUUGAUCCCAGAACUCUGGGAUCAUGACCUGAGCUGAAGGCAGAUGCUUAACCUACUGAGCCACCCAGGUGCCCUAUGAGGUUUGUUUUUAAAAAGAAUUCUUAAGAGGUCAGAUCCAAGAAAUUAAUAUCUGUAUUUGAUUGGUUGAAAAGCCUAAGUUUGUCUGGUUUAAAGAAAGCUUUGGAAGGGUAUACUAUCUUAUUGUAGUGAACAGCUUGUAGGUAUUGCUUUUUCAAAAUAUAGCUUAAGAAGUACCUCUAUUUGGGGCGCCUGGUGGCUCAGUCGGCUAAGUGUCUGACUCUUGGUUUUGGCUCAGGUCAUGAUCUCAGGGGCUUGGGAUUGAGCCCUGUGUUGGGGUCCCUGCUCAGUGGAGAGUCUGCUUCUCCCUUUCUCUCUCUCUCUGCCUCUCCCCCUGCUCGUGCUCGUGCGUGCUCUCUCAAAUAAAUAAAUAAAAUCUUAAAAAAAAAAAAAAGGACAAUUCAGUUGUAAGUCUAUGUGUGGACAAUUUAUGAGGAUCUACCCAGGAGAUAGUUAAAUGUAUGGAUCUAGUGGCAGGAAAUAGAGUUUUGAACAUCAUCAGCUUAUAGGUUCUAAUCAGUGAGAAAGAGAUCACCCAGGAAGGAUGUGUGAUGUUAAAACAGAACUCUGGUGUGGUAGGCAGAUUCUGAGAUGGUCUCUCUGAUCCCUGCUACUGGUAUUUAUGCCCUUGCAUGAUCUUAUUAUUCCCUUGAGUGUGGGCUAGAUCUAGUGACAGCAGAAGUGAUGGAAUGCUACUUCUGUGAUUAAAUUACAAAAAGACCAUGACUUCUGUCUUGUUCUCCCUCAUUACCCUUUCAGAAAAACAAGCUGCCAUGUUGUGAGUAUGGAGAGAAAAACUGGCUUGGGAAUUUUAAGAGCCUGGUCAUUGGGAACAGACUUAUUCUAAUACUUACUAAACUUGACAACUUAUCUCUCUCUGACUCAUUUUCCUUGUCUAUAAAAUGGAGGUAAUAAUAAUACCUAUCUUACUGGGUUGUUGAGAGGAUUAAAUUGGAUGAUGAUUAUAAAAUGCCUAGUAUGAAUCUUCAUGACCUUGGAUCUGGCCACAGAUUCUUACAUAUGACACCAAAAAAAUGCAAGCAACAAAAUAAAAAAUAGAUAAAUUGGACUUCAUUAAAGUUAAAAACAUUUAUGCUUCAAAGGACAUUAUCGAGAAAGUGAAAUGACAACCCACAGAAUGGGAGAAAACUUUUGCAAAUCGUUUAUCUGAUAAGAGGCUAGUAUCUAGGGCGCCUGGGUGGCUCAGUUGGUUAAGCGACUGCCUUCGGCUCAGGUCAUGAUCCCGGAGUCCUGGGAUCAAGUCCCACAUCAGGCUCCCAGCUCAGCGGAGAGCCUGCUUCUCCCUCUGACCCUCUCCCCUCUCAUGCUGUUUUUCUCUCUCUCUCUCUCUCUCUCUCGAAUAAAUAAAUAAAUAAAAUCUUAAAAAAAAAAGAGGCUAGUAUCUACAAUAUAUAAAGAACGCUUACAACUCAACAACAAAAAGACAAACAACCCAGUUAAAAAAUGGGCAAAGGACUUGAAUGGACAUUUCUCCACAGAAGAUAUACAAAUGGCCAAUAAGUACAUAAAAAGAUGCUGAACAUCAUUAGUCAUUAGGGAAUUGCAAAUCAUAGACACAAUGGUAUCGAUAUCAUUUCAUACCCACUAAUAUGGCUAUAAUAAUAAUAGUUUUUUAAAAACCGAAAAUAACAAGUGUUAGCAAGGAUGUGGUGAAAUUAGAACUCUCAUACAUUGCUGUUGGAAAUGUAAAAUGAUGUUGCCACUGUGGGAAAGUUUGGUGGUUCCCUAAAGGUUAAACAUAGAGUUACCACAUGACCCAGCAAUUCCACUACUAGAUAUAUACCCAGAAGAAUUGAAGACAAGAACUCAAAUACUUGCACAUGUAUGUUCAUAUCAGUACUAUUCAUGUUAGCCAAAAGGUGGAAACAACCCAAAUGUCCAUUAACAGAUGAAUGGAUAAGCAAAAUAUGGUAUAUACAUACAAUGGGAUAUAAUUCAGCCAUAAAAAUGAAUGAAGUACCGAUACAUAGUACAACAUGGAUGAAUCUCAAAAACGUUAUACUAACAAGGAAGCCAGAUACAAAAAUGUCGCAUAUGUUAUGAUUCCAUUUAUAUGAGACAUCCUGGGUGGAUAAACCCAUAGAGACAGCAGAUUGGUGGUUGCCAAUCAGGAGAAAGGAAAGAAGAUGGGGUAGAAAUGGGGAGUGACUGCUUUUAAUGGGUACAGGAAUUUCUUUUGGGGUGAUGAAGAUGUUUUGGAAUUUGAAAUAAGUGGUGGUUGCACAAUCUUGUGAAUAUACUAAAUGCCAUUGAAAUGUACACUUAAAAAUUUCACCUCAGUAAGAAGAAUGCAUAGGAUGGUGUUUGACACCUAGUAAGCUAUCAAUAAAUUUUAGAUUUUAUUAUUGCCUACUGUCACCUUUAUCAUUAAUUUAGCUGAGUGACCUUGGGCAUCAGUUUCCUCAGUUGAAGAACAAAGUUGUUGGACUAGAAGACCCUUGAGAUCCUUGGUAGCAUUAAAAUUCUGUUAUUUUAAGAUACAGUAUUCAUUGUGUAGGGAGAACCAACUCUUACUCCUUCUGGGUUUCUCCUUUUUACUCUCAACGCUGCUGGCAUGCUCUACUGUCACAACACUUCUGACACCACCUAUGGGUUUUUUGUCCUCACACCAAGCAAUUCUGUGACACCAGCGGGGUGUCCUACAAUUUAACUAAAUUCUGACUUGCUGGAGAUACUGUCAGAUCCCACAGGUUAUGGGCUUGGUCCCACAGGACUCCCCUCCCUCCCACUUCAGAUACCAGUCGCAAGUCCAGGUUGUCACUUGUGCCUGUGACUGAUCGACUAUAAAUCAGAUGAUCCCACAGACUCCUUCUUGGGUUUGAUUAAUUUGCUAGAACUCAGGAAAAGUUUACUUACUGUUUACCAGUUCAUUAUAAAAGAAUAUGAUAAAGGAUACAGAUGUACAUCCAACUAGAAGAGAUUUGUAGGGCAGGGUAUGUGGAAAAGGCACAGAGCUGCCGUGCCUUCUCCAGUUGAGCCACUCUCCCAGCACCUUCACGUGUUUACCAGCCCAGAAGCCCGCCGAACCCUGUACUUUGUUCAUUUUAAUGGAGGCUUUAAUCACAUAGCCAUGAUCAAUCAUUAAUUCCAUUUCCAGCCCCUCUUCCCUCUCUGGAGGAGGGAGUGGUAUGAAUGAAAAUCCCAAGCUUCUAAUUAUGGCUUGGUCUUUCUGGUGAGCAGCCCCCAUCCAGGAACCCACCAAGAGUCACCUCAUUAGAACAAAAGACACUGCUGUCACCCAGGAGAUUCCAAGGGAUUUAGCAACUCUGUAUCGGGAACUAGGGUCAAAGAUUAAAUAUUAGAACAAAAGAUGCUCCUAGGCGUCUUACCACUUAGGAAAUUAUAAGAGUUUUAGGAGCUCUGUGCCAGGAACCAGGAGCAGAGACCAAUAUCUUUACUUUUUAUUAUCUCACAUUCAUACAGCAAAUAUUUAUUGUGUACUUUCAGGGUACUGUGCUAGGUACCAAGGACUUAGCAGUAAAUAAGAGAGAUGGUUUCUGCUGUCACGGAGCUAACAUUCUCGUAGAAAAGGCAUUAUGCAAAUAAUUGCUGAUAAAUUGUUUUAAGUACAAUGUGGGGCAGAGGUCAAGUGGGCAGUGAUCGUUCUGAGAAAAAGAUACUUAAGUAUGAAGAAUGAAUUGGAGUUAAUUGAGUGAAGGAAAGGGAAAUGAGCUUUCUAGAAGAAAUAGCAGUUCUGGUUGUGGGAAGGAAUAUUAUAGUGUCCUUGCAGAACUGAAAGAAGGCUAAUAUACCUGGAACAGACAGUGACUGCUGAGGUAGACAAAGGCUAGAUCAUGUAAAACUUCUUGGGUUUUGGACAUUAUCCAAAGAACACUGGGAAAUCAUUGAAGGGCUUAAGCGAGCAAUAUUCAGCAUCUGGCCUCGUAGAGAAUGGUUUGGAGGGCAGCAAGAGAGGAACUAGGAAUACCAAGUAGGAGGUCAUUGGAAUAGCCAAGACUGUGAUGCCUAGAAGUGAUGCCUAGUGGCCAGGGAGGGAAAUCACUGAAUUUGAGAGUGAUUUAGGACAAAGUCUUGAUUGAUUUACUGUGGAACAUGAGAAAAGGAGACAGAGUUGUCAACAAUGAGUCCCAGAUUUCUCCCCUGAUCAUGUAAAUCAGUGGCAUGUAAAGAACAUUGGAAAGCCUUCUGCUUUUGGCUGAGAUGGAAUAGCAGGGACUAGAUUCGCUUUCCCACCUGGAACAAUUUUUUUAAAUGACAAAAUACAUGAAACAAUGGUUUUAGGACACUGAUAGCAGGCAACAAAAGACAGUGGUCUCUGAGAGAUAGGUAGUAAAUGAGAUGAGCCCUGUGAUUAUCCCAGCUUAUUGCUUUGACAGUUUUCAAGCUGUGGUACAGGGAGGGGGAUCCCAGGCAGAGACUGGCAAACUCCCUGAGUUGAAGAAACAGAGCUAAGAGUCUGGAGAGACCAAGGCAGCUGGCGUUCACAGGACAGAGUUCCAGAAAGGAGAAGGCUAUACAGAGAGAGAAUCCUGGAGAUCUGCAGACGGUCCUCUUAGAGGCUCCAGCUGAGUAUCUAUCAGUGCAUUCAUGUGAGGAAACUACUUGAAGCCGAAGAGAGUACCACCUGGAGGGAUUGGGGGAAACAGCGGCUGACACCUUAGGCCGGUACUAGUGCUUGGUCCCACCAGCCAGCCUGCAAAAAUCUCAUGAUUCACAGGACUCAGAAGUGUUUUGCCUCAGUAGUGGUGAAUACAUUCGUCAAAACUUCCCACACUGAACAUUUCAAGUAUGUGCAGUUCAUAUAUGAAUUAUACCUCACCAAACUUUAAAAAAAAAAACAAUGGAGGAGGAACAGAUUCGUAAGGAAAGAUGAAGAGUUUGGUUGUUGACAUGGAGUUUGGCUUUGGAUGUUAAUUGGAGACAUUGUAGGCAGUUGAAUGUGUGGAUGAGUGAGAGUUUUGUCAGGUGGUAGAGGCAGUUUGAAAUGCAGUGAGGAAUGAGUGGAAGAUAGGAAAUGUAGAUAAUGCUUACAGAGUUCAGCUGUUAAGAGGGAGAGAGGGUGGUUGCUAGAGGGAGAAGUGGAGUCGAAGUAUGUUGUUUGCUAUUAGACAAUAGACUUAUGUAUGUUUAAAUUCCGGUGGCAGAGAUGGGAGACACAGGUGAAAAGGGGUGAAGUAUAAGUAAGCUUCCUGAGAAGGAGGGGCCAGGGUUUAGAGCACAAGUGUGCUGGCCUUACGUUGGAAGAGAGAGCUACUGUCUCAUAACCAGAGGAUGGGGAAAACAGAUGAUGAUGCAGGUCUGUGCACUGGUGGAAAGAUGAGAGAGUGCCUGUAUGUUGCAUCAGAGUGUUUCCUUUUCUGUGCCUCUCCAAUUUAAAUUGAAUAAAUAUACCAGAAAAUGAAGAAGUAAUUAAAUAUGCUUUUAAUGUAGAAUGGCAACCAAAAUUUUCAAUUUCAACAUGAUUUAGGAAUUAAGUUGUUUAUUCUUGGGGUGCCUGGGUGGCUUAGUCAGUUAAGUGUCCAACUCUUGAUUUCUGCUCAGGUCAUGAUGUCAGGGUUGUGUGAUCAUGCCCCAUGUUGGGCUCUGUGCUGGACGUGGAACCUGCUUAAGAUUCUUUCUCCUCCCCUGCCCCUCCCCCUUAAAAGAAAAAACAAAAAAUGUUGUUUAUUCUUACACUGGUUUCUUCUUUGCCUAUCUAGGCCAUCCUACAACAAAUAAUCAGCCCAGAUCCUGUCCCCCAUCAUCCAGUGUGCUUUAAGUACCACACUUGUGCUUUUCCUCAGUUCUGGCAAUCUUAAGUGUAUUCCUAGCGUCAGCGUGGAAUUCCUAAAUGCAUGAGUGUUUCUAAUUGAGAUUUGGAGGAUAACCAAGAAUAAGAUUUGUUUGUAUUUACACAGUGACUUAUUUAAAAAGUAGACAGUUUUCUGGUCUAAAAGAUCUUAGUUUGCAGUUUCUUAUGCUUUUCAAAAUAACAUCUAGCGUGGGGAAAACGAGUUCUAAAAUGUAAAAGCCCUGCUUGGUUUUAAAAUAAAAACGGUCAUAUAGGGGUACCUGGGUGGCUCAGAUGGUUAAGCGUCUGCCUUCGGCUCAGGUCAUGAUCCCAGGGUCCUGGGAUCGAGCCCCGCAUCGGGCUCCCUGCUUGGCGGGGAGCCUGCUUCUCCCCCUCUAUCUACUGUUCCCCUGCUUGUGCUCUCUCGUUCUGUCAAAUAAAGAAAAUCUUAAAAAAAAAAAAAAAAGGUCAUAUAGCAUUGUAGAGAGAUGAGAAAUGGUAUGUGUAAAGUGCUUUGCAAAGGUCUAAGUAAAGCAAGUACAUUAUAGUGCUAAUGAUGUAGCUAUAUACAUGGUUAGACGCCAGGGACUGUAAGAACAAGAGAUAUUGCUUAUCUAACUGAAAAUAAUUGUUAAAGCCACAGAGGUUUUUUUUGUAGUGUGUAUUUUUUUUUUUUAAGAUUUUAUUUAUUUAUUAGAGAGCACAGGAGGGAGAAGCAGAGAGAGAGAGAUAAGCAGACUCCCUGGGACCCCAGAAUCACGACCUGAGGCGAAGGCAGACGCUUAACUGACUGAGCCACCCAGGCACCCCUGUAGUGUGUAUUUUUUUUUUGAAAGAUUUUUAUUUAUUCAUUUGAGACAGAUAGAGAACAUGAGCAUGGGGAGAGGCAGAGGGAGAGGGAGAUGCAGAUUCCCCGCUAAGCAGGGAGCUGGACGUGGGGCUCAAUCCCAAGACCCUGGGAUCAUGACCUGAGCCGAAGGCAGACGCCCAACCAUCUGACCACUCAGGUGCCCCAGUAGUGUGUAUUUUUAAAAGUUAAAUAUGAGCUUUAUUUUUUUGCCAUUAUAAAACAAUACAUAUUCAUUAUAGAAAAUAUAAAGAAAGCAAAAAUCCAACAAAAUCACAGCAUCCCAAAAUGGUAGUCACUUUUAACAUUUUAGUGAACGUUCUUCCAACAUCUCUAAGAGGUAUUAUACACGUGUACGUACACACAUACACACACGUAUGCAUAUAAAUAUAAAUUUUACAUGCAUGGCAUCAUGCUAUUCUUGUUCUGUAACCUGCUUUUUCAACUUAGUUCGUUGUGGACAUCUUUCAGUGUCCAUGAAAACAUAAUCAAAUCAUUAGUUUUAUGACUGCAGAAUACCAUUAUAUGAUUAUUUAUUGUAUAUUUUGUUAAUUCUCUCUUAGUGGACAUUCAGGUUGUUUCCAGUGUUUUCACUAAAGUAAAUCAUGCUGCAGUGAGCAUCCUUUGCGAGAUCAAAGUGAAUGGCACAUUUAAUGUUUUUACACAUAUUGACAAAGUAACUUCACUUAUCCAAAUCAUAUUUCUGAGAACGGUCAAUGAAAGCACUGUAUUCCUCCAACUUAGCCAACCCUGGAUAUUGUUAAACUUUUUAAUACUUGCCCAUUUUAUAGAAAAACUAUGUUUCAAUAUUUUUUACAUGUGUUUCUUUGAUCGCUAAUAAAGUUGUGUUUAUUGGCCACAUGUUUUCCUCUUUCAUGAAUUUCCUCUUAUAAUCCUUGUCUACUUUUCUGUUGGGUCAGCUUCCCAUUUUUAAAGGUGAGGAAACAGGUCUAAAGAAAUGAAAUGACUUUCCCAUGGUCAGCCAGCAACUUAGGGACAGAAUCGGUGAUCAUGGCAUGCUGGAGCUGGAGGGGGAUCUUAGACAUCAUUGAAUCCCAACCCUCUAAUGUUACAGAUGCACAAACAGAGGCCUAAAGAUAUUAGGUGACUUGACUAAGGACAGCUACACAGUUCAUUAAUGACAGAACCAGGCAUCUGAAUCAUGUCUCAUGAAGAGGGAAAGGCAAGUAACAUUUUUGAGCCUGCUGUGUUUCUUAUGUGUGUUUUCUCAUUUAAUUCUCACUAUUAUUUUACUAUAGUUGACCCUUUAAUAAUGCAGAGGUUGGGGCACCAACCCACCCCCCCCCGUGCAGGCGCAAAAUCCUCAUAGAACUUUUGACUCCCCCAAAACUUAAUUACUAAUGGCCAAUUUUUGACCUGAAACCUUACCAAUAAUAUAAACAGUUGAUUAGCACAUGUUUUAUAUGUUACAUAUAUUAAAUACUAUAGUCUUACAAUAAAGUAAGCAGAGAAAAGAAAAUGUUAUUAAGGAAAUCAUAAGGAAGCAAAAAUACAUUUACAGUACUGUACCGUAUUUGCCAAAAAAUAUCCAUGAGUAAGUGGACCCAUGCAGUUCAAACUUCUGUUGUCCAAGGGUCAGUUGUACUUCCAUUUGAACAAAUAAGGUGACAGAGGUUCAUCUGUUCAGAGAGCUUCAUUGAUUUGCCCAGCACACACCUAGUUACUUGCAAACCUGGACUGGAAUUUAAGUCUUCUGAUGCUUAAUCCAGGGGUAUCAUUGCCUCAUAGAGUAGUAACAGUAGACAUGUUUCUUGACUUCACUUAAAUAUUCAUUUGAUAACAUGAUUUGCCUCUUGAGAACUUGUAAAUAAAACUGCCUCUCGGGGCGCCGGGUGGCUCAGAUGAUUAAGCAUCUGCCUUUGACUCAGGUCAUGAUCUCCAGGUCCUGGGAUUGAGCCCCACGUCAGGCUCCCAGUUCAGCAGGGAGUCUGCUUCUCCCUCUCCCUCUGCCUCUCCCCCUGGUUGUGCUCUCUCUCUCUCUCAAAUAAAUGAAUAAAUCUUUAAAAAACAAAACAAAAAAACUGCCUCUGUUUAACGGUUCUUGUUAGAUGCUGGAUUAGACUAUGUGUCUAUUUUUGUGCCAGUACCAUGCUGUCUUGGUAUUCACAGCUUUGUAAUAUAGCUUAAAAUCAGGCAAUGUGAUGCCCCCAGCUUUGUUUUUCUUUUUCAACAUUUCCUUGGCGAUUCGGGGCCUUUUCUGAUUCCAUACAAAUUUUAGGAUUGUUUGUU